AUGCCGAAACGAUCUGAUCUUGGCCGUAAAUCGCGCAAUACACGUAAUCGUGCUGCAAGGAGAAAUGAAGAGACUGCAGAGCAACGAAGUCAGCAUAAUGAGCAAAGUAGACAACGUAUGGACAGAUCACGUUCUGCUCAUUCGAAUGAAAAACGGGAAACACGUAAUAAUAAUGAUCGUGAAAGAAUGAGACGAAAUCGUGCAGUGCAAGGUCAACAAAAUACGAACAUGAAUCAGCGUAUUAGGAGACAGAGGUCAAUUGUACAAAAUCUCAACAGAGCAGCGUUUGCAUAUAAUCAUUUGUAUGACUAUAGUUUGCACAAUUCUGUUGUAAUUGGAACCAUGACUGAUGUUUGCAAACAUUGUAAGGCACUGAAAUUUCAAAAUGAAACCGAUGGUCUUUGUUGUUCCGGUGGAAAAGUUAAACUACCGGAAUUAAAACUUCCCCCUGAACCAUUACGAUCAUUUGUAUCGGGAACAACACCAUUAUCAAGGCAUUUUUUGGACAAAAUUCAAACGUAUAAUUCCUGUUUUCAAAUGACAUCGUUUGGUGCUUCGAAAAUAAUCACAGAUAAUUUCAUGCCAACAUUCAAGAUUCAAGGGCAAAUUUACCAUCAAGUCGGAUCUUUAUUACCAUUCGCGGAUGCAAAUUAUGAGUUUUUACAAAUUUAUUUUAUUGGCAAUACCGAAGAUGAAAUUGAUCGACGCUGUACAAUUGCCACUAAUUCUCGACGAGCAAUAGUUGGAGAACUGACAGAAUUUUUCCAUGCUCAUAAUUUAUUGGUUCGAUUGUUCAAAACAGCGAUGGAUCGAAUGCCAUCAGACAACCAUAAAAUUGUGAUUCGUCCAGACAAAGUACCUGUAGGCGAACACUCUAGACGAUUCAAUGCUCCCACUAUCGACGAUGUUGCAAUUGUAAUUGUUGGCCAAGAUUUUCAAAAGCGUGAUAUUGUGCUUCAUCGUAGAACAAACGAGCUAACACGCGUGUCUGAAACGCAUCGUUGCUACGAUGCUUUACAAUAUCCAAUAUUAUUUUGGGAAGGCGAAGAUGGCUAUCAUUUCAAUAUAAAAAUGAUAAGCCCAGCUACAGGCGCACAAACGAAUAAAAAAGUUAGCGCUAUGAAUUAUUAUUCAUAUCGAUUAAUGAUUCGUGAAAAUGAAGAAUCUCACAUUCUGAAAUGCAGAAGAUUGUUCCACCAAUUUGUCGUGGAUAUGUAUGCAAAAAUUGAGACCGAGCGCUUAAACUCUAUCAAAUUCAACCAGACUAAGUUACGGUCCGAGGAAUACAUUCACUUACGGGAUGCAGUGAAUAACGAUGGAAAUGUGAAUGACAUCGGUAGAAUGAUCAUAUUACCAGCAACAUAUACUGGUAGCCCGCGACACAUGCAUGAAUAUGCACAGGAUGCCAUGGCGUAUGUUCGCGCUUAUGGACGGCCGGAUCUGUUUAUUACUUUUACAUGCAAUCCGCAAUGGAGUGAAAUCAAAGACCAUUUAUUUCCUGGCCAAUCCCUAAUUGAUCGACACGACCUAACUGCACGUAUUUUCAAACAAAAACUAAAAUCACUUAUGGACUUUAUUGUCAAACAUAGAGUGUUUGGAGAGGUGCGUUGUUAUAUGUAUUCCGUUGAAUGGCAAAAGCGGGGAUUACCGCACGCACACAUUUUGAUUUGGUUGGUUGAUAAAAUUACACCGGAUCAAAUUGAUAGUGUGAUAUCAGCUGAAAUACCGGAUCAAAUGAUUGAUCCAGAUUUGUUCGAAGUCGUCACAAAAAAUAUGAUACAUGGACCUUGCGGUGCAUUGAAUCUGAACUCUCCGUGCAUGAUUGAUGGAAAAUGUUCGAAGCGAUACCCACGAGCAUUAAUUUCGAAUACGGUCACAGGUGACGAUGGAUAUCCGGCAUAUCGUCGUCGAUCAACUGAUGCCAAUGGUAAAUCAACGAUAAUUAAGAUGAGAAAUCAAAAUGUUGAAGUUGACAAUCGUUGGAUUGUUCCAUAUUGUCCAUUGUUGUCCAAAACAUUCAAAGCGCAUAUUAACGUGGAAUACUGUAAUUCCGUUAAAUCAAUUAAAUACAUUUGCAAAUAUGUAAAUAAAGGAAGCGAUAUGGCUGUAUUCGGUGCAGUCCAAAAUGACAACGACGAGAUUAAAAAAUAUCAAAUGGGGCGUUAUAUAAGCAGUAACGAAGCGAUAUGGCGAAUUUUUUCAUUCCCAAUCCACGAAAGACAUCCAACAGUCGUUCAUUUAGCGGUUCACCUUGAAAAUGGCCAACGCGUUUAUUUUACUCCUGAAAAUGCAGCGCUUAGAGCAACAAGUGCACCGAUUACAACUUUGACUGCCUUUUUUCAUUUAUGUCAAUCGGACAAUUUUGCAAGAACAUUGCUAUAUGCAGAAGUGCCACAAUAUUUCACAUGGGAUAAAUCCAGGAUAACAUUUCAAAGGCGAAAACAAGGCAAACCAGUUCAAGGUCAUCCUAAUGUGUUCUCAACAGAUGCAUUAGGACGCAUUUAUACAGUUCAUCCAAAUAAUGCUGAGUGUUUUUACCUGCGAUUGUUGUUAGUUAAUGUUCGUGGCCCAACAUCAUUCCAAGCUUUAAGAACAAUUAAUGGUGAAUUGUGCGCUACAUAUCGUGAAGCAUGUCAAAAAUUAAAUUUGUUGGAGGAUGAUAAGCAUUGGGAAGAUAAGCUUGUCGUUUCAGCUGUAAUAGCCAGUCCACAUCAAAUACGAACAUUAUUUUCGAUAAUAAUUGCAAUGUGCUCCCCAUCUAAUCCAUUGGAAUUAUGGAAUAAUUUCAAAGAUUAUAUGGCAGAUGAUAUUUUAAACCAAAUGCGUCGAGCUACUGCAAAUUAUGAGUUGGAAUUCACUUUGGAAAUUUACAAUGAAGCAUUGAUAAGGAUUAGCGACAUUUGUUUGUCGAUGUCAAACAAAUCGUUAGUACAAUUGGGCAUGCCAGCAGCAAAUCGUCCAGUCCAUGAUAUGUUCAAUCGAGAACUGGAGCGUGAAUACCAUUAUGAUUGUAAUGAACUAAACACAUUUGUAACAUCAAAUUUAACGAAAUUGAAUGACCAACAGCAACAUGUUUAUGAUACAAUCAUGAAUAAUGUUAGCCAUGGAACUGGUGGAUUGUUUUUCUUGGAUGCUCCUGGGGGAACAGGAAAGACCUUUUUGAUUUCAUUGCUAUUAGCAACAAUUCGAUCAAAUAAUAACGUUGCAUUGGCACUCGCUUCUUCCGGAAUUGCGGCUACAUUACUGGAAGGCGGUCGCACAGCACAUUCUGCAUUAAAGUUGCCUUUGAAUAUGCAGAAUCAACGUUAUCUAGAUCAGAUUGAAGGUUUAAAGAGUCCACUGUACUUGCAAUCCUCGAGUAUAUCUUUAAAUCAUCGGCAUACAAGAGAAAAUUUGCGUUAUUAA
Molecule: messenger RNA, 3405 nt
Organism: Anastrepha obliqua
Lineage: Eukaryota; Metazoa; Arthropoda; Insecta; Diptera; Tephritidae
Exons: 4
Coding region: 1-3405 (1134 amino acids)
Biological process (GO): DNA repair; telomere maintenance
Molecular function (GO): DNA helicase activity
Source: RefSeq, a predicted model, not a curated record